ACAUAAACAGUUAACUAAAUUUUCAUUUGGAAUUCGUUUGCCAUUUUGUAUCAUAUAACCUCUCGAUUAAUUAGGCGUAACAGUUAAUGAUUAUUGAUUAAUGUCACUGGAUCAAUGACUGUGAAAUAUUGGUAGCCACAAAAGAUAGAUAACAACAGUCCAUUCCACUGACAAAACUUACUUUGAAUUCACCUUAGGAUUUCUAUUUUUAAAAAAUGUCACAAAAAUUGACAAGCAUUUUCAUUGGAGUUGUGAUUAUAUGUGUGUGCAUUGGUUAUCCUGACAUGCCUGAGGAACUGCUAUUGAAAUCCUUGUUUCAGAAAUACAAUCCGAAUGCUCGUCCUGCCACUGUAGCUGUGCCAAUCGUUAACGUGGACCACAGCAUGGACUUCAUUCGUAUCAACAGUUUUAGAGAUUCUACAUUAAAAAGUGAUGUCUGGGUGACAAUGCGAUGGCAGGAUCCACGUCUCGUAUGGAACCCAAGUAAUUAUUUUGGUCUGACGUCAUUCAGCAUCGGAUCUGACAAAGUUUGGACACCGGAUGUGGUAUUAUAUAAUGGUGUGGGUGACAUACAGAAGGCUGAUCUCUCCAGAAGAAUAGUUGUCAAUAACAACGGCAUGAUUCUGUGGCUUUUUCCCGCUCAAUUAGAAAGUACAUGCGUCACAGGAAACAAACAAGGGGAGAACAUAUGUCGACUUAAGUUCGGCUCCUGGACAUAUAAUGGACUUCAAUUAAACCUCACUCACUCGGACAAACAGUUAGGCAUGUCUAACUAUUAUCCAAAUCCGGACUGGGAGAUCACAAGCACUAACUCAAUGCGUAAUGUUAUGAGGUAUCAAUGUUGUCCGGAACCGUACCUAGAUGUCUCUUAUCAAGUGUCAUUUAAAAGUUCUUUGAAGGGAUGAAUGGAUUUGACUGAUUAGUGUCAUGAAUUCAAAAUAAUGUAAUUUUUUAAAAAAAUAUAUAUAAUUUGUGCUCAAAAAGAAUUCUUUAAAUUAUCAUAAAUUUAACAUUUGAAACUUUCUACUUGCCCCACUGGUACAGAAUAUUUUCCAUACAUGUAUGCUUCAUACAUCCCUUGUGAUUUUGCUAUUAUCACUAUUAUUUUAUGUUUGAAAAUCUGAAACAUAAUAACAAUGUACAGCGAAGAGGUGUAAUUCUAUACUAGAGAGAUACUCAUUUUCAGUGUUUUCUGUUAAUUUAUAAUUCGUAGUCUUUUAACAUUUUUUUUAAUUUUUUAAAGGAAAAAAGAUAAUCUUUUGUUGAAAAUGUACAUAUAAAUUCAUUAGGUUAAUCUUCUUUAUGUAAUACACUUACCCUAAAGAAAAAGUCUUAAGAGCUUCCUAUGCAAAGCAGUGCACUCUACAGUGACUAAAAACUAGGGUGUUAUAUUCAUAUACAACAAGGUACUUCAGAGAAUUGGUGUCCUUCGAUAAAAAAUGCACGGAUCUAGUGAGUUCAAAUACGGGAGGGGCUUUAAGAAAGGCCAUGAGGAUUUGUGGUAUAAAAUUGUACUGCAAGCACUGAAAGGCUUCUUGAGAUAUUGCUCGGAUUCAAAUGUUAAAAUAGAAGGAAUUUAUGAGUUUAUAAGCUGAUGGCCCCAAACAGAUAAUUUCCAUUGUGAGUUGCGUAAAAUUUCUUUGGAAAAGCCAAAACGGUCUUCAAGAUAUGGCAUGGAAAAUAUAGUGUUACAGACAGACAGAAAUACAUUCCGAGAGACGAA
Saccostrea cuccullata (small rock oyster) is the source of this 1723-nucleotide messenger RNA. Its product is annotated as neuronal acetylcholine receptor subunit alpha-9-like. The coding region runs from base 216 to 905 and encodes 229 amino acids. Gene Ontology annotation, cellular component: synapse; neuron projection; plasma membrane. Lineage: Eukaryota; Metazoa; Mollusca; Bivalvia; Ostreida; Ostreidae. Gene Ontology annotation, biological process: nervous system process; regulation of membrane potential; chemical synaptic transmission. The transcript is spliced from 4 exons. Gene Ontology annotation, molecular function: transmitter-gated monoatomic ion channel activity involved in regulation of postsynaptic membrane potential; excitatory extracellular ligand-gated monoatomic ion channel activity; transmembrane signaling receptor activity. The record is from RefSeq and is a predicted model, not a curated record.